This is a messenger RNA of Chrysemys picta bellii (western painted turtle), 1818 nucleotides long. The record is from RefSeq and is a predicted model, not a curated record. Lineage: Eukaryota; Metazoa; Chordata; Testudines; Emydidae.
UCAUAUAUAAAUGAAGCUGCUCUUAGACUCCAUCCUCUUCUGUACGUGCUCUCCCUCCUCUGCGCUUAUCAUGGCAGGUGAAAUAGUUUAUGCUGAUUUAAACAUUUUGGGAGCCUCUUCCAACCCAUUGCAUCCACCUCGGCACCUCAAUCACCCUCAGUGUCCCCGCUGGUAUCGGCUUGCCGCAGGCCUUGGAGCAGCUGGGGUCCUCAUCCUGGUGGGAGCUGUGAUAGCGAUGGGCGUUUGGGUCUUUCAGCUCAAAGGAUCUCUGAAUUCACGGGAGAACAACAGUACCCGGGAGAGAAUCAUCCAUCAAUGCAACUGCAGCACUGGCCUAAAAGAUUUCCAUUUCCACUUGAAACAAUUUGUGUGUGAAUCAUCUCACAACAACUCAGCAGAAGGAUCAGGGUGUAAGCUCUGCCCCCCAAACUGGCUGCUGCACAGGGACAAGUGCUACUGGGUGUCAAAAGAAAAAAAUCCCUGGAACAAGAGCCGCGAUGACUGUUCAAGGAGGAGCUCUCGGCUGCUGGUGAUCCGGGACCAGGAUGAGAUGACUUUCAUUCAAAAUACUUCCAAAGAUGCAAACCAGAUCUGGCUUGGACUCACUGUUACACCCCCUGCAAGGAAUUGGACUUGGGUGGACGGCUCCCUGUUCAAUCAAACACUGUUCAAGGUAGUGGAUCCUGCUAAAGGGAACAGCUGCGGGAUGAUAAAAGCAGAUGGGAUUAAUUUUGAAGCCUGCAGUGCUCCAUCUAAAUGGAUUUGUGAAAAAGAUGCUCUCCAGCUAUAAACAGACACAUUAAUUAUCUAUGUGUGAACGAGAAAUCUUUAGUUUCAGUCUGUCCCAUGAACGAUGAAUAUUGAAGGUGAACUUCAAAGGGAAAAAUUGGGCUUGUGCCCUUCCCUGCUUUUAUAAUGAGGAUGAAGAGGACACAAAAGUCUUUUAUUGCAUUUGAAAUUCAGGUCCUGUCUGGGCUGAAAGAUUAUGGUGAUGGGAGAACUAGUGAAAUGACAUCACAAGUAGAGCUGGGGGAAAUUUUCCACUGAAUAGUUUAUUUGCAAAAAAAUGCAAUUUUGAGUCAAGGUAGACUAUUCACAAACGGAUAUUGAAUUCACUGAGUAGUUUCAGCCAAAAUAAAAUAAUAAUAAAAUUCAGGCUAGGGUCACAGAGGACUGGAGGAGGAGACAGCAGCUAACCAGAGCCAAGUGGUUAGUGCACCAGGUUUGAAUCCCAGCUCUGGAACAGUGUGAAGCAAGCUUACACAGUUCAGACACCUUCCAGAAUCUAAUGCGGCAGAGAAGGCACAGAACUCAAGUAGCAACUAUCUACCCUCUGAAAUUUGGAAUAAUUACCAGUUGUUUAAUGAGCAGCCUGGACAUUCUAGCACUACACAUUUUUGCACUGCAGUUUCUAAAAAAAGACAUGUAGGAAAGUCAGUGCCUUGAAGAAAUCUAUCCCUGAAGUGCAGUCUGCAGCUGUGAAAAUUGGCACUCAGUGACCAGGCGCAGCACAAAAGUUAAAAUAAAAUAAAGGCAUGUCAAGCUCUCUCUAGGACCACAUUUUCACAAAAGGAGGCUCCCAGGCCCAGAUUCAGAGGCUGGGUUUGCAUGAAGACACCCACACUCUGUAUCUCACAGGUGUGACAUUCUGUAUCUUGGGGGAACACCCUGCACCCCCAUGCUCAUCCUUAUGAUUGUGUGGUAACCAAUGCAAAGUUUGUCAUGUCAGGUGUCUUCAGAAGGUUCUUGAUGCAUUGAGCAUUGUUGUUAUAGGGAUGUUAUAGGUUGUAAUUUCAUGUAUAUAGUCAUGAGGCUAAA